AUGAGUCAGGAAUCUGAAUAUAAGCGAGUAGAAUCGCGAAAUAAUCGAAUCUCAGAUGAUGUUGAUGAUGAUGGGAAGCGUCGAUCAUUGAUUCGACAAGCAACUGCAAUGCAACGAGAAAUUGAGUAUCAACAAGCAUUAUUCGAUAAAAUGACUGAACGAAAAGCUGCAUUACAAGAGCGUCGAAAUGAUUUAGAGAAACGGACAGCAGCAGGUAGUACAUUUUGUGAAAUAUAUUAUCAUGUGUUUAUAGCUAAUUCUAUUCGUUCUAGCUAACACAGCAGCAGAUCAUAGAGCAACCUUUUUGACUAGCGCUCGUGUAGACAAAUACGGUGGUAAAAGCAAACAUUAAUAAUGCAUAAACUAUAAUCAAAAAUGGGUUUGUUUCUAUAUUAUCCGUGGGUGUAUUUUAAACUUGGGACAUAUUCUAUUGUUCUUAGCCUACGUAACAGUUUUUUAAUAAAGCAAAAGCAGAGAUUGUCGAUAUAGUUUUAAAUUUAAUCAAUCGAACUCUGACUGGAUCAGAACUACGCACCAUAAGUUUCGCAACAGAAUUCAAGAUAUUUUUUUAAUUGAAUCACAAGCUUGCUGUUUUGCUAUUGAAUUAUUUAUGCACAAGGUCCGUAUGAUGUUCCUUUUUUUCCUAUCGCUGUUUGGAACAGGAAUACCUAAUUCCGCUACUUAAAAGUAGAAAGACAAAAUUUAAAACCGAGAUUGUGUGCAGCACUGCUAGACACAAGAGUCUGCAAACAUUUCUUCCGGAAGGCUGCAAAUACUUUUUCCGAACAAGAACUACGUGAACAAGCGAAGAGUUGAACAAUAUGCCAUUGACUGUGUUAAAGUGCGCUAUGCUUACAACGAAAAAUUAACCUUUAAAUUGCUAUUCUAAAAUCUCAAAACUUGGUUUUUGAGACGUUUUUCAGUAUUUUUCCGGGAAAAAUCUCAAAACAUUUCCCAAAAAGUUCCGCAGUGGAAUGACCUUGUGUACCUCUGGUAAAAUUUUAACUUGAUCGGAUGACAUUUAAGGGAGCUGUAAUGUGGCACAAUGAAAAACUGAUGAACGACAACAGUUGAAAACUUGAAACAAAAACGAAAAGUGCUUCAUUGAGUUUCCAAUCAGUUCUGAAAAUACGAAGCCCUAGCGACUUUUAGUUUUUAUUUCACAGCAUUUCUACAGAAAGCCCAAAAUGAGGGGAGGGAUACCCUUAAAUAACAAUGCAUUAAUUUUGCCCAAACAACGUUCAGAAUGGAUACACAAAACACGCUGCCUUGACUCUUUUGAUCUUACAUAAAAGCGCUUAAUUUUUCUUUCUUUCUGCCACACCAUCUAUAUAUAUAAAGAAGAAAGUUUGUUUGUUUGUUCUCUAUGCAUUCAGUCCCUGUAAGAGCUUAAGCAAGCAAAAUUUGCUUGCUCAAGCCCUUAUAGAAAUUCGAGGUCGAAUUUCCAGAAUUCUGGAAAAUCGAGGUUGAAUUUCCAAUUCGAUUUUCUAGAAUUAUGGAAAAUGCUCAGUGAUUUUCAAUCUGGAAAUUCCUCGGCGAUUUUAUAUAUGGA
This is a messenger RNA of Didymodactylos carnosus, 1552 nucleotides long. The record is from the annotation of a GenBank genome assembly. NCBI's taxonomy places the organism in Eukaryota, Metazoa, Rotifera, Eurotatoria, Philodinida, Philodinidae.